GGAAAGGAUACAGAAUGCAAUCAAAGAAACAGCAUCUUCUGUUCUUAGUCUCUGUCCAUAAACUUCUUAGAAUUGUUCCUGUCUCUGUGUAUAUUUUCUUGUUAGGGUGAGAAGGAGUAUCCCAUAUUCUCAAGGAGUCAGGGCCCCAAUUGUUAAGAAGACCCUUCCUAGCUCCCAUAGUUCAUGGAUUCUUGCCCCAUUUCUCACUCCAAUGCUCCCUCACAUCUUGAAGGUCCCUGAGUUUGCUCCUGAUCAAUGCUGUUCAAUGUGCUUCUGGAGCCUUCACUUCCAUCCUUGGACUCCUGAUUUCCCAGUGUUGGAAUGUUUCCCAGCUUGCUGACUGUGACCUUAGGCAAAUUGCUUGCCAUUUCUAAGCCUCAAUUCCCUAAUCUGCACAACAGGAAGAGUAAUUCCCACCUCCUAAAAUUGUGAGGAUUAACUAGAACACCUCUGCAAAACACUAACCACAAUUCGUGGCCUACAGUAAAAGUUCAGUAGGUGAUGGUUAUUUCAACUUGUCAGUGCCUGUUGCCCAUCCUCCUCUGGUGCUGGGAGCAAAGGUCUCUCUGAGCAGAGAAUCAGGUGUGCAGGAUUCAGGAAGAGGAUUAGUUUUUGGUGUCACUUAAUCCUUGUGGCUCUUCCGCAAUUGGAGCUCACAUAGGGGCAGAAGAGGUAUAAAACCUGCUUAAGUAGCCCCAGCUCACAAAGGCUGCAGGAUGGAGCUCAGCUUUGGAGCUAAACUGCUGCUGCUGUGGGUGACAUGCUGUGGACAUGCCCUAGCAGAUGAUUCCAGUGGCCACAAUAAAGUCAUCGAGGUGACCAACGGGGGCCCCUGGGGUGACUGGGCCUGGCCAGAGAUGUGUCCUGAUGGAUUCUUCACCAGCGGGUUCUCAGUCAAGGUGGAGCCCCCUCAAGGUAUUCCUGGAGAUGACACAGCAAUGAACGGGAUUCGGCUGCACUGCUCCCGUGGGAAAGUGGAGCGCGACUCUCACGUAGUGGAGUCCCAAUCUGGAAGGUGGGGCUCGUGGAGCGAGCCGCUGUGGUGUCCCCAUGGCAGCUUCCUCAUGGCUUUCUCACUUCGCGUGGAGGCACCCAAUACCCUUGGGGACAACACGGCUGCGAACAACGUGCGCUUCCGCUGCUCUGACGGCACGGAGCUGGAGGGACCUGGCCUGAGCUGGGGAGACUUUGGAAACUGGAGUAAACCAUGUCUUAAAGGCAUAUGCGGCUUGCAGAUCAAGAUCGAGUCGCCUAGAGGCCUCCGCGAUGACACCGCGGUUAACGACGUGCGUUUUUACUGCUGCAGCAGUUAACAUCUUUGCCUCCCUCUCCCUGGCCCCACCUCCAGCUUGGCCCACCUCCCGCUAUUAAAGUUUCCCCAUCUUG
Molecule: messenger RNA, 1386 nt
Organism: Molossus molossus (Pallas's mastiff bat)
Lineage: Eukaryota; Metazoa; Chordata; Mammalia; Chiroptera; Molossidae
Gene: VMO1
Product: vitelline membrane outer layer 1 homolog
Exons: 3
Coding region: 717-1313 (198 amino acids)
Source: RefSeq, a predicted model, not a curated record